This is a messenger RNA of Durusdinium trenchii, 822 nucleotides long. The record is from the annotation of a GenBank genome assembly. Lineage: Eukaryota; Dinophyceae; Suessiales; Symbiodiniaceae.
GUGAUAGUGAUAUUUGUUGGCCUCAUUUAUAUAAGAUUCUACAAGUAGAUUCUGCAACCUGUGCGUCUUCUCAUAUCUCAGAAGUACAAGCGGCAAAGUUGCAUUGCAGCACUCAAAGCAAGAUCACUCUGAAAUUUUGGUGGCUUGCACUGUUUGAUCUUGGGUGACAACUAAGAAUUCACCACAUCAAUCGAAUGUGGCUCGGGCAUGGAGCCACUUCCUUUAUCCAGAAAGUUUUGCACUGACAAUUUUGUCGUCGUUCAAGCACCGAAGCCUUCUUCGCGUGACCAGCAAGCCAGGCUGUCGCAGAUCCUUGCAAAUCCAAAGGUCGCUGCGUAUUUUGCCACUUUGGAAUUGGAUAUUUCUGAAGGACGGGCGCUUUUUCAUUUGCUUGACAAUGGAAACGGCGAGGUCACUCAAGACGAGUUCAUUAGCGGCAUUCUUCGAUGCAAAGGGCAAGCGCGUGCCAUCGAACAAGUGGCAAUGCAUUCGGAGCUCCGGAUCUUGGACCAUAAGAUCACGAAGCUCUUGGCGUACAUCCGACAGGAUGCUUCAAAGGAUCCUCGCAGGAGAAACACUCACAAGCAUCUGCAGGUCUUCCGCUUUGACAUGUCUGCAGAGCUCAUGCGAAGUACGCAGCCAUGACAUAGGCCCCGUGCCAGGUGUUGAAACCCAUGGGCCACACGUGAAUUUGUGCCACUAUGAAGCUUGGUUCCCACAUAUCCAGUGCUCUCACGGAGGCAAAUGCCCCCGCAUUGGUCUGAACUUGGCCAUGCAAGUAACACUUGGGCAUUGAUCCCUUUGCCAGUCACCCAGUUCUAG